AUGGCAUCCACGGGCGUGUGUUCAAAGUUAGACUACAUCACCUCGUCCACCUUUAUCCUGAACACUGGUGUUCCACAAGGCUGUGUGUUGAGGCCGCUCCUGUACUCCCUUGUCACCAAUGACUGCUUUCCUGUACACAGUUCCAACACCAUCAUCAAGUUUUCAGAUGACACCACGGUGGUGGUUGUGACUCACUUCCUCUUCGUUGGGGGUGAAAGAGGGCUGAACAAAUUCUACCUUGAGCUUGCCGUCUUACUACUGGUGGUCUACCUGAUGGUCCUAAUUGGAAACCUGAUCAUUUUUACCCUAGUGGUGACAGACCCCAAGCUACACACUGCCAUGUACAUUUUCCUCAGCAACUUGUCUCUCAUAGACAUAGGAAUCACAACCAGUGUUCUCCCUAAGAUGAUAUCAGUGUGUUUGUGGAAUGAUGUAACUAUCUCUUACUCAGCGUGUUUCUUUCAGAUGUAUGUGUACUUGUCAUUUCAAACUGUGGAAGUUCUUCUGCUGUGUUUCAUGGCCUAUGACCGUUAUGUCGCCAUAUGUAAUCCUUUGCUCUACAGCAGCAUUAUUACUAAGAGAGUAUGUGCUCUACUGGCUACAGCAGCAUGGGUCGUUGGACUUUGUUUACCUGCUUUCAGUGUAAUUUAUGCAUCACAAAUGCCCUACUGUAGCAAUAAGAUACAUUUCUGGUUCUGUGACCAUCCUCCUGUAGUCUCGCUGUCCUGUUGGGAUACAACCAUUCUUAUUGAUGUGGGUAUUAUCUGUGCUUUCAUAGCAAUCUAUUUGCCAUUAACUGUCAUUGUUUGGUCCUACUACAGAAUCAUUGUUGCUGUCUGCAAGAUUGUGUCUUCAGAGGGACGUAUGAAAGCUUUUUCUACCUGCUCCUCACAUCUCAUUAUUGUCCUCACCUUCUACUUCAUUCACUCCUGCAUCUACAUCAGUGCUAAAUAUGAACGUGUUCACUGUAAUGUUCUCAUCUUAAUAUCUAUUGUAAACAGUUUUCUGACCCCUGUUAUGAAUCCUAUCCUGUACAGUCUUAGAAACGAAGAGAUAAAGGCAGCUCUGCGAAAGCUCUGUUCUGGUAAAGUUGGCUCUUAUGGUGAAUAA
This is a messenger RNA of Esox lucius (northern pike), 1110 nucleotides long. Its product is annotated as olfactory receptor 2AT4-like. The transcript has 3 exons. Bases 1 to 1110 code for a protein of 369 amino acids. Lineage: Eukaryota; Metazoa; Chordata; Actinopteri; Esociformes; Esocidae. Gene Ontology annotation, cellular component: membrane. The record is from RefSeq and is a predicted model, not a curated record. Gene Ontology annotation, biological process: G protein-coupled receptor signaling pathway. Gene Ontology annotation, molecular function: G protein-coupled receptor activity; olfactory receptor activity.